AUGAAACCGAUCACCCAGCAACAUUCGAUGAAUUGGCACAACGAGUUAUCAUGGGAAGCCGCUGAAGCAACGGAGCAAGCUAUCACCAACGGCCUUCCACGUCCAGAAACACGUGUAUCACCAUCUAUCGUAUCACCAGCUAAUAAUGGUGUUGCACCUAUGGAUCUCGAUGUUUUGAGUGUCAACAUUCAACUCACUCACAAGGAUGGUACAACUCUGGUGGAACACAUCUCGGCGGAUACACAAGUAUGCCACAGGCUACACAAGGUACCUAUUCACAUGGUGGCCCACAAGGUCUUUAUUACCAUGAACAUCAUCAAGGCCCAGGCUCCUUCUAUCAUGGCAACAGACCACAACGUCGAUUCCAACAACAAGUUACGAAUGGACCUACUUGCUUUCAAUGUGGUGGUCGUGGCCAUAUGGCACGUGCCACCUUUUCAAAAUGAGCCCUUUUGGAGCUGUAGACUAACCACGUAA
Messenger RNA from Lichtheimia ornata, 477 nucleotides. RefSeq lists its product as uncharacterized. Bases 1 to 477 code for a protein of 158 amino acids. Lineage: Eukaryota; Fungi; Mucoromycota; Mucoromycetes; Mucorales; Lichtheimiaceae. The transcript has 2 exons. The record is from RefSeq and is a predicted model, not a curated record.